This is a messenger RNA of Macrosteles quadrilineatus (aster leafhopper), 1499 nucleotides long. RefSeq names its product homeobox protein slou-like. Gene Ontology annotation, molecular function: RNA polymerase II cis-regulatory region sequence-specific DNA binding; DNA-binding transcription factor activity, RNA polymerase II-specific. The coding region runs from base 1 to 1167 and encodes 388 amino acids. The record is from RefSeq and is a predicted model, not a curated record. NCBI's taxonomy places the organism in Eukaryota, Metazoa, Arthropoda, Insecta, Hemiptera, Cicadellidae. Gene Ontology annotation, biological process: cell differentiation; regulation of transcription by RNA polymerase II. The transcript has 2 exons. Gene Ontology annotation, cellular component: nucleus.
AUGACUAUGAUGAUGAUGCAGCGGCUGUUGCAAGACAACGCGAGCGAAGCGGCGACGACAUCCACGUCGAGUCAACCGGUACCUGUGACGUCACCGCGGCCCUUCAACGUGCUGCACCAUCAUCCUGCGUCAGCGUUCCUGCGGCCACCGUCCUCAAGGUCCGAGGACACCAAGGACGACUCUGAGGUGCAGGACGAUGCGAGUGAGACCAGCAAGAAGGACACUGAGGAGCGCGUGUGUAGGAGCCCGGAGGACUCCAAGAGUAGGGUGUCCGAGGAGUCGAUGGACGUGGAGGAUCGCCACGACAGGCUGAGCUCCGACGAGGACUUUCUGACGGUAGACGACGAGUUGGGCUCUCCUGUGGACCUUACCUCCAGGCACCAUUUCCUGAACCGCAUCCAUCACCGUAGCACGACCACCGCCUCUAGUCCCGAGGCACAGGACGAGCCGCCGCGCCGCCUGGCCUUCUCCGUCGAGAACAUCCUGGACCCCAACAAGUUCACUGGCAAGGAGAAGGAGAUAGCUCUAGUCAGACCGAGGUUCCAGAGUCAAUGGAGGCCGCUUGACAUGCUUGCUACAUCGCCCGACCUGCUCGCCCAUCCAGGGCGAGAAGGUUUUCACCAGUUCGGUGAGGAUGAGGACGACGCCAGUAUCGGAGAGGGAGCAGGAAGCGACAUCAGUGAGGACAGGGACGGCUCCAGGAGAGGGUCGGGUGGCAAGAAGUGCAGCAAGUCUGACAUGAGCAGCUCGUCCAAGGGCGGUAGUGGAGGUGGUCAGGGCGGCAAACCUCGCCGUGCCAGGACAGCUUUUACUUACGAGCAGUUGGUAGCUCUGGAGAACAAGUUCAAGACGACAAGGUAUCUGUCUGUGUGCGAGAGACUCAAUUUGGCAUUGUCCUUAUCACUGACAGAGACGCAAGUCAAGAUAUGGUUCCAGAACAGAAGGACUAAGUGGAAGAAGCAGAACCCUGGGAUGGACGUUAACUCGCCCACAGUUCCGCCGCCCGGACCUCCUACCACUGGGCCGCCGUUCUUCCACCCCCUGGCGUACGCUCCUCAUCACUACCCCUCGGGCUUCACCUCCCCCGGACAGAGCUACGGCGCCGCUGCCGCCUACUUCCACCACCUCGGGUCUACUCACCACUCGUCUCUCGGACAUUCCUCCUGAGCCUAGUUCUGGUAGACUCUCCUAGACUACAUAUCAAAGAUUACUCGGUGCCAAAGUGUUGUGCCACUGUUGUCAAGACUGUUCGAUGUACAUAGCGAUCGGUUAGUAUUAGUGAACAUUACCAAAGACACCUCCAGAGGGCUUUAGAACUUUAACGGUUAUUUAAGUGUUUCAUAACUUGAUAGUCUGCAAAGGAUCAAACAGCAGCUUAUCUCGGUUUUGUAUUUAACUGAAAGUUAAAUUUUCUAGUCAAAGAUGAGUACCAGAAAUCCUUAAAUAUAAUUUAAAAUAGCUUAGCUCAGACCGCUAAUUCAACUACUACACGGGUAAAA